This is a messenger RNA of Bombina bombina (fire-bellied toad), 1112 nucleotides long. RefSeq names its product nucleoredoxin like 1 (gene NXNL1). Gene Ontology annotation, biological process: photoreceptor cell maintenance. Gene Ontology annotation, cellular component: mitochondrion. Bases 159 to 899 code for a protein of 246 amino acids. The record is from RefSeq and is a predicted model, not a curated record. The transcript is spliced from 3 exons. Lineage: Eukaryota; Metazoa; Chordata; Amphibia; Anura; Bombinatoridae.
CAUGUCACAGACGGUUUAGAGGUCUGUAAGUUACAGCCUUAUCAAUUGUUCAAUUCAUUUAAAGUGUUUUUGCGUCUUAUUGAGUUUUUGUUCCACGUCGAAAAAGGGAGGGAGAAAGAAAGAAAGAAAGAGGCCUAAAGAAUCAUCCAUCAUAGAAAAUGCUCCCUGCACUUCAGAUGUACUGGUGUCCACAUAAAAGGGAGAAAUUACAAGUUCACCAAGGACUGGCUAACAUUAAUAUGGCAGACCUCUUCGUAGGUAAAGUGUUGGUGAAAAAUAACCGCGACCAGGAUGAAUUGGACACAGAACGGGAAGUGUGGCAGCGUCUGGAAAACCGAGUUGUCCUUUUGUACUUUAGUGAAUCUGGAAGUUCUAAGUGCCAGGAGUUUGCUCCUCUUCUAAAGGAUUUUUUCGUAAAGCUGACCGAUGAAUUCUAUGUGAAUCGAUCAGCCCAGUUAGUCUUAAUUUACGUAUCCAGAGAUGAAAGUGAAGAGGAACAAGAUGAUUUUCUGAAGGACAUGCCUAAGCGCUGGCUUUUUUUACCCUAUGAGGAUGAAGAGUUUAGAAGGGAACUUGAAGCCCACUUUUCUGUGUCGGAUGUUCCCACCCUUGUUGUCCUCAAACCUUCAGGGCAAGUGAUCUCUCCCAAUGCUGUGGAGGAAGUGGUCAGGUUGGGAACUCUCUGUUUUAAGAAUUGGCAAGAGGUCUCGGAAAUCAUUGACCGAAAUUUCCUGUUACCAGAAUUCACUGAUGACAUUGCUUCCAGAAGUGUUAGUGACCCAAUCCGUCGGCUUAAGUACAAAGUGGAAAGCACCAAUAAGAAGAAAGACAGGGUAUCAAAGUAUGAUGAAGAGGAAGGCGGUGGUGGAGAGGGAGGUGGGGACACUGGAUUCUUCUGAUCACAUCUGUAUAGAAAUCAUACAUCAGUGAAUGUCAUUGUUUUAUGAACUUGAGAAAACCCAGCUGUUUAAUUAUAUAUAUAUGUGUAUUUUUUUACAUUGCAAAGGAGGUCUUUAACCUUUGUUAAAGUGACAUGAAAUUCAAACUAUAUUCUAGAUAUAAUGAUAUAUUUUCAAAGAAAAGAUUAUACUGAGACUAAUAUACAGAUGUAU